Messenger RNA from Hyalella azteca, 5540 nucleotides. RefSeq lists its product as uncharacterized. The record is from RefSeq and is a predicted model, not a curated record. Bases 122 to 3064 code for a protein of 980 amino acids. Gene Ontology annotation, molecular function: metal ion binding. The transcript has 21 exons. NCBI's taxonomy places the organism in Eukaryota, Metazoa, Arthropoda, Malacostraca, Amphipoda, Hyalellidae.
GAAUACAGACGUUUAAAUGUGUUUUCAGAAUAGUGAAACGUGCCAAAAGGGUUCAGUAGUUUCCAUAACAACCAUUAUUUCUCAGAUUUAAAAUAAUAGUAAAAUUUGUUAAGAAUCAAUCAUGAAAUUCAUCCGAUUCGCCGCCCUCCUGUCUCUCCUGAGCUACGGAGGAGCUAUGUCACCUGCUGGAGCUAAUCUCAGUAGCAGACAUGCUCAAUUUUUCGACCAACUGUGUUCAAUUACACUUGACAACGGCCUGGUUGUUAACAAGUUCCGCAGCCGAAGAACAGGGCUUCAUGUCAUCCUUGCCCGAGUUGAAGGCCCGAUUGUCAGUGGAUACUUCACGCUUGCCACUGAAGCCCUUGAUGACGAUGGUCUCCCACACACGCUUGAGCAUCUAGUGUUCCUAGGGUCAGAAAAAUAUCCAUAUAAAGGAGUCUUGGAUCUCUUGGCAAAUAGAUGUCUUGCUUCAGGCACAAAUGCCUGGACUGAUACUGACCACACUGCUUUCACCAUUGAAACUGCUGGCAGUGAAGGCUUUCUUAACCACUUGCCAAUCUACCUUGAUCAUCUUCUUUACCCAACUCUUACUGAUGCCUCUUUUAAAACUGAAGUGUAUCAUGUCACUGGAGAUGGCGAAGAUGCUGGAGUUGUUUACUCCGAGAUGCAGAGCAGAGAAAAUAGUGGAGCUGACAGAAGCUUUCUUGCCCUGCAAAGGGCAUUUUACCCUGAGCCUGAAUGUGGUUACAAAUAUGAAACUGGUGGCCUCAUGUUCAACCUUAGAAAUUCAACAACAAAUGAGAAGAUUCGAGCUUACCACCGUGAGUUCUAUCGACCCGAAAACCUCCAUCUCAUAAUCACAGGCCAGGUGGAAGCCUCUAAGCUUUUUGAAGUACUCAUCAAAUUUGAAGAAUCUAUUUUAGCAAAGGGUCCCCGUCCUCCAUUUACACGUCCCUGGCAACGACCUGUGGCUCCAUUGAUGGCGUCCGUACGCAAGGAAGUCGUCUACCCCAGCAACACUGAAGACAAUGGCAGAGUUCUUGUUGCCUGGAGAGGGCCCUCGGCUAGCAAAGAUUACCGGCAGCUCCUCUCACUGUCUGUGCUCAUGGAAUUCCUGACACACUCUUCCAUCAGUGCUCUGCCAGCUGCUUUUGUGGAGAUCCAUGACCCACUUGCCAGUGAAGUUUCUCACUACGUCUCUGAGAAUCAAGCAUCAAACUGUUACCUGAAAUUCACCGGCGUACCUUUGGAGCACAUGGAAAUGGUGGAGCCACUGAUGCGAACCACGCUAGAAAACCUGUACUCUGGCACCGACGGCGACGGUAUCGACUUGGCGCAAAUGCGAGAGUUUCUGUCACAUCUCAUCCUCACGCAGCUGAGCGAACUCGAGACGUCGCCUCGUGACACCCUCGCCUACGCCAUCAUCGGCGACGCUCUCUAUGGAAACACUUGCCAAGAUCUGGAGCACCGCGUGGACAAAGUAUCGUGGUACCGCGUGCUGCUGACUCAGCCUCUGAGCUUCUGGCGGGACCUUCUGCGUCAGUUCCUGCUGGACCAGCCCUCGGUUGUGGUGCUGGCCAGACCUUCUGCUGCCGAGGCUGAACGCCUGCAUCUCGAGGAAGAAGAGCUCAGGCAGGAACGAGUCAUGCAACUUGGCAGGGAGGGACUUGAACGCAAGCAACGAGAGAUCGAUAUUGCUGAGAGUAUCAAUGAGGUUUCUCACUACGUCUCUGAGAAUCAAGCAUCAAACUGUUACCUGAAAUUCACCGGCGUACCUUUGGAGCACAUGGAAAUGGUGGAGCCACUGAUGCGAACCACGCUAGAAAACCUGUACUCUGGCACCGACGGCGACGGUAUCGACUUGGCGCAAAUGCGAGAGUUUCUGUCACAUCUCAUCCUCACGCAGCUGAGCGAACUCGAGACGUCGCCUCGUGACACCCUCGCCUACGCCAUCAUCGGCGACGCUCUCUAUGGAAACACUUGCCAAGAUCUGGAGCACCGCGUGGACAAAGUAUCGUGGUACCGCGUGCUGCUGACUCAGCCUCUGAGCUUCUGGCGGGACCUUCUGCGUCAGUUCCUGCUGGACCAGCCCUCGGUUGUGGUGCUGGCCAGACCUUCUGCUGCCGAGGCUGAACGCCUGCAUCUCGAGGAAGAAGAGCUCAGGCAGGAACGAGUCAUGCAACUUGGCAGGGAGGGACUUGAACGCAAGCAACGAGAGAUAGAUAUUGCUGAGAGUAUCAACGAGAUUCCACCACCAUCGUCCAUGCUGUCUUCAUUACCCAUCCCUUCACCGGCGUCUGUGGUGUUCCACAGCGUCGAGGCUUACAACAACCAUCCCUCCUCUGACGCGUCGCGCGCCACACUGACGCCCGACCCUCCCUUCUUCCCUCUCUCCAAGCUGCCCCUCAGAAUGCAGCUUGAUCAUUUGAACACAAAAUUCGUCACACUUACCGCCGUAUUGGACUCAUCAAUGCUGUCUACUUCAGACCGUCUCUACUUGCCUUUGCUGCUUGAGCUUUUUUUCGAGUCUUCAUUGCUCAAAAAUGGCACAACCCUGAUGCCUUACGAGACGGUGAUACGCAGGUUGUCUGCUGAAAUGGUGGAGUUCUCUGCGGAGAUGGGCCUCAGUCUCGCAGGCACCAACAGGCUAGCCUCACAACUGCUCACUGCUUAUGAGGAGACGCUCAUCCUGCUCAGAAGCUACAUCAACGGCAGCAGAGACUGGGACCCGCUGCUGCUGGAGAGCGCCAAGAGCUCACUGAUGUUCGAUGUGAUCUACAGAGAAGACACCGUGGCCGACGUGGUCCAGCAAAGCCUGCUCUCCUACUACAGACAAGUCUCUCUCUCAUACAAUAGGGAACUGCUGUCCAUGAUCGCUGGGGUGUCCCUGGCAGAAGUGCAGUGGGUGGCCAAGCAUUACCUGACGCCGCUGCUGCAUCCCUCGUCCUCCCGCACGGUGGUCGUCUGUCAUCCCUCUGAGGUCAACGAGACCAUCGCAGCACUCACCAGUAUGGGUCACGAAGUGGAGGAGGUCGUGUCACUCGCCGAAAGCCGCUUCUCUUGAUGAACGUCGUCCCUGCACUGCAUAAAUUCUUAGCGUCGACUAGUACCCAGUAAUUGACCUGACUGCACUACCUAAUUAAAACUUAUUUAAAGUUGCUACAAUACUGAUGUAACUUUGUAGAGUAAGAAUGAAGCUUAAAUCUAACCAAACGUGAUUCAUCAGCGGUCGUAAAUCAGAAAAAAAGUGCAGUUAUCCCUUCAAAGACAAUUUUGUGCCGUGCUAUCUAACCAACUUGUUAUACUUAACACUUUGUCCUCGUGUCAAAUUUUCUUGUUCAAUAACUUCCGAUUCAACAAGCUUACGUUUCAUUUGAAAUGACUUGAAGCCAUAAAAAGUGGCUUCAAGUCAAAUGUUCCAUAGAUAAAAACUUCGUCUUUCUUAUCUCUUGUAGAUUUUCUAAAAACUUGCAUAAUUCUCCAGACGUCCCCACAAGGCCAUCGUGACGCCAAACUCCAGAACCGAGUAGAAUAUCAAGUAUAGGUUUGUGUAUAAUCAUCGAUUUAAAGGCAUUAUGGAUUUGCGCUGCACCAGAAAAUUCAAGCCUGUGCGUGUGAACACAAUCAACAAUUCGUCGCUACAUUUUCAUGAAGUAAAAUGGUAUCCUUACAUAGUUUGAUAAAAUUUCAAUUAUAAAUGCAUUGUAUGCAGUUUGAAUCCACGUAUUUUCACGAUUUAUUUCCUUAUUUUUUGGGGGCCUAUUAAUUCACUGAAUUGAUGAUCCUUGUCCAACUGAUGUCCGUCAUAUUUUGCUGCUUUGUAAUUUUUUCGAUGGCCAGAUUUUAAACUUUUGUCCACGGACACCUCAGCCGUCCACAAUGCCCUGCGUACCUUAAGUCCUGGUAUCGAGAAAUGCCUUCAGUGGAAGGGAGUAGACUUAAAAUCCUAAUCCUGAUCGAAUGCUGUGAUGAAUGUUCUUCCAAUCUGUAGUAGGUAUUGCUCAAUAUUGCUCAAUCAUGCCCGGUAACAGUGUAUUUCAGACAUCAAUAUUGGUUUGUAAGCCAUCCGCACUUUAACGGAAGAUUGAAUCUCGACCACAAUAUUUCUGAAACUUUGUGAAGAGCGGUGAUCCACAGAAACUUUCAUAGAAAGAAGAAAUCCGCUGUAACUUUAUUUUCAUUGUACGGAUUGUUGACCGUCUCAAUAAUAAUGCAAUACAAGAUUACUCUAUUUUGUUUAUUGGUUGUGCAAAUGUAGGCAUCUUGAAUUGUAUAGUUUAUACAACACAGUUUAUGCUAUAUCUACCCUUUGUUUACAUCGCUAUCUAGUAAUACUAUUAAAAAUAAUUUUAUUGUGCACUGCACUAUACAAAUUUGUCGCAAUUAUCUUUUAUAGGAAUUUAUAUGUAAGGAAUUCUUCGAAGUCAGCCGUGCAAUACUGCAUUUACACAUUUUUCUAUAGCAUUCUAGUAUCUUUGCCCACGAGCCUCCUCUAAAACUGUGAAGAUAUCGCUAAACAUUCUAUAUUCCUUAGUACGGUAUACCUACGCUGGACCAGCGAUCAUUAUAUAAAUUUUCCGAAAUGUUGUCUGUUAUAUUUUGUCAACUUGUUUAUAGUUUUAUUUCAAUGUGUUUUAGGACGUCUUUGGGGGAAAUAAAUAAUAACUUCUUCACAAAUUAUGUUAGAUUAUUCAAGAUAAUAGUGUAUUUCAAUUGCAUCAAUCUGCAUGCCGUUAGGGUUUAGGACCGAAGUGUUAAUGGGUGAACGACCUUGGGUAGCGAGUGUGGCCUGUUUGAAGUCAUCUACAAACUGCAGCACGAGGUUCUGUGAAAUAUUACAUCUAAUUCCAAGAUUCUAUUAAUUUCAAGCACACUUUUCUGAUCCCUGAAUAAUAUGCGGAACUGUGGAAUUCCAAUUCUUGACUUUCUGUUGAACGUGCUUUGAACUGAUGCGAGCAAUAGGCGCUAUUACUAUUAAUCAGAUUUAUCUAUGGAAAAUUAACUAGCUUUUCUUCAUUAAAUUUCAUGCCAACUUGCAAGUCUAGGUUGUGUGUUGUCUGUGGAAGGCACUACACUUUUCACUUGACUUCCCUAAUCAACGAUCACUUCAAGUAGUGUCGAACUUUCCCUCGAAGUGUUUAGAAAUUUCCGCCUUGUCCUAUUUGUGCUUCUCAACAAUGGGAUUUUAACCAAACCUGAAGUUAGUACAAAAGAUUUUCAUUUUAAUCCGAUAUUUUUUACUAUUUCCGAUGUCCAUCUAAUUGAUUUUACCUCGAUUUAUUUUGAUUUUUUAAAUUUUUACUUCGAUUUCUGGCAGCGAUGUUGAAACUUCACGGCAAUAUAUUGUUCAAUAAAAUUAAAAGAUGUCAGAUGUCAUCUGAUGAGGUAUUACUUGCGAUUUAUACAUUUAUUGUUAAUAUUAUUAUUGAGUCAUAAAUAUUUAUGUACUUUGAACUUAGUCUUUUUUAAAAGAGAGUUUUGAUUUAUGUCUGUCGUUAAAUAUUGUUGAGAAGAGUGAUUUUUUAUACAAGUUUGCUAAG